GGAUUACAGGGAAUCUUAUCAAAGGCAGUAAAUAAAAUAUAGAAACUUUCCAUAUAAAGUAUUGUUAAAGGUGUCAUGUCUUUGGUCCUUUACUCUUUGCAGCCUGCUAGAUCUGAGAGUGUGUGUCGGUAGCUAUCCUCUCGCCACUUCACUCAUCAGCUCAGCUGUACUCAAACUGAAGUUGCAUGUUUCUAAACAAGCCCAUGGCUGCAGUUUCUCCACCUUUGGUUCCGCCUCUCUUAUUUGCUAGAAUAUCAGGGAUCCUAGUGGCAGCUUUGGUCCUCUCGUGGGCUCUUCUUUUCAAGUCUAGCUUCCUUCCUCACUCUUCUUUACCCUCCCAAGAAGACCUCAUCUAUGCAGUCCUCCAUCCUUUGCUCAUGGUGAUUGGCUUCAUUCUCAUAAGUGGGGAAGGUAAAUCAGAAAAUGAAGUGAAAAUAGAUUAUUCUUUUUUUCAAACAAUUGAAAGUUCUUCUUUCUUUUCAGCUAUAUUGAUACACAGGUGGUUGCCUGGUUCAAGGAAUUUGAAGAAAUCUGUGCAUUUGUGCCUUCAAGGGGUGGCUUUAGGUUGUGGGGUUUUUGGGAUUUGGACAAAGUUCCAUGGACAAGAUGGCAUUGUGGCUAAUUUUUUCAGCCUGCAUUCUUGGAUGGGUUUGAUCUGUGUCAGCCUGUUUGGAGCUCAGUGGUUGGUGGGUUUUGUAAGCUUUUGGCACCGAGGUGAAGUGCGGACGACAAGAGCAAAGGUGUUGCCGUGGCAUAUCUUCCUUGGUCUCUACACUUAUGGCUUAGCAGUGGCAACAGCGGAAACGGGGUUGUUAGAGAAAUCGACAUUCUUGCAAAGCAGGCGGACUGUAUCCAAACACUGUCCGGAGUCCAUGAUUGUUAAUAGUCUAGGUCUGGGGUUGGUUCUCCUCUGUGGCAUUGUCAUAUUGACGGCAGUUUCGCCUAAAUAUCAUGCUCUGCAAACCAAACUUAUGUAUUCCUCAGAUACCAAGUGUUUGUCCUCUUGAUCACAUGAUUAGAGAUCCAAAAGAAAUAAAAAGUCAUUCCUAUACUGUUUGUUAUACUAUUGUAUAUAAUGUAAAGUGUAAGGUUUUGGUGCUGCAUGGGGAUUUGGAGAGGAAUGAUUUGUGUUUCCUUAAAUGGAAAAGCCUUUUGCUGUCAAUUUAAAGAGUAAGAGCCAAGUGGUAUAAAAA
Messenger RNA from Gossypium arboreum, 1193 nucleotides. Its product is annotated as probable transmembrane ascorbate ferrireductase 4. The record is from RefSeq and is a predicted model, not a curated record. The transcript is spliced from 3 exons. NCBI's taxonomy places the organism in Eukaryota, Viridiplantae, Streptophyta, Magnoliopsida, Malvales, Malvaceae. Bases 186 to 1007 code for a protein of 273 amino acids. Gene Ontology annotation, molecular function: oxidoreductase activity.